Messenger RNA from Guillardia theta CCMP2712, 1119 nucleotides. RefSeq lists its product as hypothetical. The transcript has a single exon. Bases 1 to 1119 code for a protein of 372 amino acids. Gene Ontology annotation, biological process: regulatory ncRNA-mediated heterochromatin formation. Lineage: Eukaryota; Cryptophyceae; Pyrenomonadales; Geminigeraceae. The record is from RefSeq and is a predicted model, not a curated record. Gene Ontology annotation, cellular component: nucleus. Gene Ontology annotation, molecular function: siRNA binding.
AUGCAGUGGGCGGCGGCAGCAGCAGCAGCUUCAUGCCUGGCGGCAGCGGAGGAGUGGAUUCACAGGAGAGCGAUAAGGAGGAAGAUGGCAAAUCUCUAUGCUCUCUCUCAGCAUCCAGUAGGAGGGAGCCCCACCAAGACAGGGGAGUUCGUUCGGUUGACUCUGCAAGACCUGGGGUACGAAUACAGGACGUAUGCAAAUUCAAACCCUUCACCUGACAGCGCAUCUGACUUUCCUCGUGUUCUCUUCUCCACUCGACUUGUUGCUGUAGACGAUGGAUCUCCCUUCACUUUCCAGGGAGAAGAGCACUACGAGGUGCUCGCAAGCUUUGUCAGGGAAUAUGUCCUCAACCUGCUGUUGCGGCAGGGGAUGAAGGAGCUGAAGCCGGAAAGAGCUUGUCUCUUGCUUUCAGACAGACAGAGGAGCGUUGGCGCUAUGAUUCCAAAGGUUCUAGUCACAGAUGACUUAGAGACUGCCGAAGUCAUGGUCGUCAUCGUGCAUAAAUCAGGUUCAGCACGUACAGGCCAAUGGUCUCGUAGGGCAUGCAUCAAUGGCAGCCUGGAGGAAGGCAGUGUUGCUCCUUACAUGGAGCGCAUCAGAGAAAGGAAGUGGGCUGCUAUCCUUCUGGACCCAGCCUCAUGCGAGAACGAUCCGAUGCCGGACGACGUGGCCUCUAGCGAGCACGUGCUCUGUGCGUGGGACCACGUGAUUCAGAAGGAGGGUGCAAAACAAAUCUUCUUCAUCGGCCAUGGUCUCGGCGGGAAGAGUGUUCUGACUUUGCUCCAGCACCGACAAGAGUCCAUGAUAGAACGAUGUGCGGGCAUUGCACUGAUCGACGGGGCACACACAGGUACUUGGUAUCCCUUCAAUGUACAGGAGCAGUUGAAAGCCUUUCUUGCUGGGCGAUGCCGCAACUGGGUGAGAAGUGACAAACCGUUGGGAGCCAUCUUGUCAAAAGAUGAUGACAUAUUCGGAAGAGGCGUGCGUCCACUCACGGAAGACGAUCCGAUCUGCUUGACUAGCUCUGGUACUUCAGAACAGAAUAGGGUCGCGAUCAUGGCCAUGGAAGGUGUUUUCAAGUUUUUCGACAACCUGCAUGAUAGGAGAGUAUAUGUCUGA